Eublepharis macularius is the source of this 3910-nucleotide messenger RNA. RefSeq names its product zinc finger protein 467-like. Gene Ontology annotation, molecular function: RNA polymerase II cis-regulatory region sequence-specific DNA binding; DNA-binding transcription factor activity, RNA polymerase II-specific. Bases 1 to 3300 code for a protein of 1099 amino acids. NCBI's taxonomy places the organism in Eukaryota, Metazoa, Chordata, Lepidosauria, Squamata, Eublepharidae. Gene Ontology annotation, biological process: regulation of transcription by RNA polymerase II. The transcript is spliced from 5 exons. The record is from RefSeq and is a predicted model, not a curated record.
AUGGCCCGGGCUUGCCAGAGCAGGCCGCCCAGCACAGGCCUGCCCGCAGGCCGCUACAGAGGCAGCACCCAGGGUGCCUCCCGGGCGGGCAGCGGCCAGCUGGGAACUUCCCCGGAGAGCGCCAGGGCUGAUGCGCCCGGGAAGAAGCCGGCGGGGCAGGCGGGGCAGCCCCCCCCCCAGCACAGGACCUGCGGCAACGGGAAAGGGAUGCCGCGGAGCCAGGCGGGAGGGAGCACCGCUGCUCCUGGGGGCGGGCACAGCGGCGGCGGGGAGGCCGCGGGCGAAGGGGCUGACGGGCCGGGCAACACCCCGGGCUGCAACACGCUGCGCCUGGCGCCGGUUCUAGCGUCCCGACUCCCGCCAGAACGGUUGCGGACACGGCGUCGCCCUUGGCCCGGUCCAGUGCUCGGCCAAGAGCCAGCCCGCCUGGCUCCUCACAGGCGCGGCGACGGACGCCGACCGGGCACCCAGGCUGGCCUCCAGUCCGAGCGCCUCGCUGCCCUGGCUCGGGAGCCACGCUGUCCCGCCUGGGCAUCACAACAACCCUGCGCGGCGGGCCGCUGGGCGCUUCCGACCGGGGCGUCUGCUUUGCAAAAACUCAAAGGAGCCGAGCGGGCGGCCAGGGACGGCCCAGCCGGGAAGAGCCGCCGGCCGCGCCUUGUCGCGCAGCGCCGCCCGCCCCGCCCCAACAGCUGCACCCGGCGUCCACCCCCCCCCGCGGCCCAGGGGCUGCUGGGAAAUGUAGUCCCCGCCCGCCCAUCCGUUCCGGGCGGCUCCUCGCAGCACCGACCCGGCGGCGCGCCAGGCAGCCUGAGCGCCGCCCCCCCGCCAAGCGCGCGCAAGGCCCGCCCGCCGGAGCGGCUGCAGGAGGGGCCUGGCGGGGCCGGGGAGGGCGCCGAUCCUGCGGGCUCCGGGGCCGCGCCCCGCCCCUGCCUGCCCGCCCCUCCCGCGCGCGGCCCCGGUCUGCCCGGCGCAGGCGGCGGCGCUCCCGCCCGCUCGGGGUCCGGCCCGCGGAUGGCCGUCGGGGCUGCCGCGCAGGUGCCGGUGAGGUGUGAGGACAGAGCUCUUCAGUUUGCCUCAGAGCGGUGGAAGGACCGGGCUGCCCCCGAGGAUGCCAUGCGGGAGAAUUUUGGUUCCACAAUUGCUCUUGGGUCCCCCACUGCCCAGCCGGGGAUUGAGGAAGGUGGUCUGCCUCCAGUCAAAGCUCAAAGGGGAGCAGAGACCAGUGACGCUCCUGGAGGCAGCCAUGCUGGUAUGAGAGACAAAACGAGCUGCUGGGAGAGAGGAAUUGUACCCCCGGAAACUGAGGGCACGGUGAGAAGUGAGCAGCAGCCAGGAGACCCCCAGAGAGGGCCCGGAGACCCCAAGGGCCCAGAGAGAAGUUGCCCAGGCGAGUGGCUGAUCCGGACGGUGAAAGUAGAAACGGAGGACUACUCGGAAUGGCCGGCUGGGCUGAGCGCAGAGGUGCUGCUCUCGGGGCUGCCUGUGGGGGCAGUUUGCAAGUCCGAGGGCCUGAGUCCAGGGGGCGAGGAGGGUGCCAGCGGAGGGCUGGGUGAGCUCUCGGGCCUGGCACUGCAACAGUGGCAGAUGCUGAGCGAAGAGAAGUCGCUGGGCUGCCCCCGGUGCGAGCAUCCUGGAGCCCCGCUAGAGGGCAGCCAGGGAGACCCUCGGCCACGCCCUUUUGCUUGCUCCCAGUGCGGCAAGGCCUUCGGGAAGAAGGCCCACCUGACCCGGCAUGCCCGGGUGCACACUGGAGAACGCCCGUUUGCCUGCACCCAUUGUGGCCGCCGCUUCUCGCAGAAGAUCCACCUGGGCUCUCAUGAGCGCGUGCACACGGGGGAGCGGCCCUUCCCCUGCGGCCGCUGCCCCAAGAGCUUCCGCAAGAAGACCCACCUGGUGCGGCACCAGCUCACCCACACUGGGGAGCGCCCCCACGCCUGCCCGCUCUGCUCCCGGAGCUUUGUCCAUCGCCGGCAUCUGCUGCGGCACCAGCGACUCCACGAGGAAGGGAAUGCGGCCUGCAGGGAGCACGUGGAACCGAGGCAGGGUCCAGAGCCCUGCAGCCGCGAUCUCGAGCCUGGGAAGGACCCAGAGCCCUGCAGGGAGCAAGUGGGACACCAGCAGCCUGUGGCCCCUCCUGUUGAAUCUGGACAGGCCACAGCCCUUUGCAGAGACCAGAGUGAACUGGGGCAGACUGCCACCCCCUACAGGGAGGAGGCUGGCCCAGCACAGGGUCUCACCUCCUGCACGGGUCCUCCAGAACCGUAUCUGGGUCCAGUCCUUUUCAAGGCUCAGGCUGAACAAGAACCGGGCAGAGUCCCUUGCCUGGACUACCCCAGGCAAGGAGAAGCUCUUGCCCCAGGCAUGGUGUGCCCUGAGCAGGGGCCCUGUGGCAUGACCUGUGGGGUGCAGGCCGAGGCCGAGGGCAGCACGCUCCAUGUGGAACGGAUCAGCAAGACAGAACCGGAAGAGGAGGAGGCUGGCUCCUGCCAGCUGCCUGAAGAGAAGCCGUUUUUGUGCUCUGACUGUGGAAAGGCAUUUGCCUGGAGAAAGAACCUGGCUUCCCACCAGCGGCUCCAUGCUGAGGGCGGGCGUCCUUUUUCUUGCGCUGAGUGUGGGAGGGGCUUCAGCGACAAGCGCCACCUGACUGCACACUUGCGUGGGCACAUGGGCCUGUUGCCAUAUGCUUGCCCACACUGUGAAAGAAGCUUUGCACACCGAGCUGGCUUGGCUGCGCACCAGUGUGGCGGUCAUGCCGGGCAGCGCCCGUUUGCCUGCAGUGAGUGUGGCCGGUGCUUUGCCCAUAAGCGGCACCUGCAGCGACAUCGGCGCAACCAGCACUCGGCCGAGCGCCCUUUCUCCUGUGCUCAGUGUGGUCGCACCUUCAGCACCCGGGCCAGCUUGCUGGCACACGUCAAAUCUCAUGCCGGCCAGCGUCCCUUUGCCUGCCCGCUGUGUGGUCGGGCAUUCAGCCGCAAGUCGCACCUGGCCCGGCACGAAGCUGUGCAUACAGGGCUGCGCCCUCAUGCCUGCUCCCAGUGCCCACGGCGCUUCAGCUCCAAGACCAAUUUGGUGAGGCACCAGGCUGUGCACACUGGCCUCCGCCCGUACAUCUGCACCCAUUGCGCCCGGAGUUUCAGCCGCAAGACACACCUCCUGCGCCACGAGCGCACCCACAUCAGCACCCCCAUGCCCAGCGCUCCCAGCUGGCCGCCCACCUUGCCCCAGAGCGCUCUGCCCCACUUGCAGUCAGAGCAACCCAUGAUCUUCCCUGUGGCUUUUGAGUCGGCCUGGCAGUGACGGAACGGCCCCCGGGUCCUGCUGUGGGCUAAAAUCUGGUCUAUGUGCACCAAAAUCCAGGCAAAAGACUAUGCCCCCCCCCUGCAAUUCUGUCCCAAGGAGUAUUUGCAGCCUACAGAAACUAUAAGCCAGUUUUAUAUACAUUUGCAAUGUUUUGCCUAAUUCUGGUGAGAGUGUCCUUUUCUAAGGCAAAACAAUUAAGCCGAAGGAACUUCUGUAUUAUUUGACUGAGGGAAGGCAGCACAUCUACAGGGCACUGCUGCCCCCGUUGAGAAUGCAAGUUGUGAGGCAUCGUUCUCUAAGUGUCGCCCAUCUACUUUUGAAACUGUCUUUAGUGCCAACAGGACUGGAAACUUGGCUCUCUGAGAGCACAAAGACAGAAGCAAACCAAGAGUGUGCCGAGUUCUGAACCCAGAGCCAAAUCGUGCCCAGUGGAGAAUCACAAGAUGCACACGGACUGGAGCAUCCUGACCCGGCAAGCAUUUCAGCCUAAAAAAAUAACGGAACAUUUUAAAAAAAGAAAUCAUUUUAGUAGCAUCUUAAGACAAAUGUAAAUUACAUUUUUAAAAAACUUUUUCUGAUAUAAACAAAAAUAAAGUAAUGAAAUUUU